AAUGUCUGAUGAAAAAAAACAAUCCCUUAAUAAAACCAGACAAAUUAUUAUUAUUAUUCUUAGAUUCCAGCUGUACAAAUAAUAAUAUUAAUAAAAACUGAAUUUGUAAUCAGACGUGCAUGACAUAUGAGAAGCGCAAAUUUUAUUUUCGUGUUCGGAGAGUGGACUGGGCGGGGAUCGAACACAGGACCUCUAGGGCUCCAGCUGGCCAGAAAAUUUCAAGCGCAAAACCCUUUUAAUUCAACCGAGAGCUCGAAUAGCACUGCAGAUCGGGUUUUUAUUGUUGUCGUGCGAAAAUUUUCUGGCUAAAAAUGUCGAGCAUUGGGGCCAUAUUAAAGCAUCCGGAGGAUCUGCUAGCUUUGCUGAAAAUGAAGUUUGCAGCAACGCAUGCCAGUAAGCAAAUUCCUUCGGAUCCAGACUUGGCAUUCUGUUACACAAUGCUGCACAAGGUCUCUCGGAGCUUUGCCUUUGUUAUUCAGCAGCUGGGAGUUGAGCUUCGCAAUGCUGUUUGCGUUUUCUAUUUGGUUCUUCGAGGACUUGAUACUGUUGAGGAUGAUAUGAGUAUUCCAGUGGAUACAAAGCUACCAAUUUUGACGAAUUUCCAUCAGCACAUAUAUGAUCCUUCGUGGCACUUCUCUUGUGGAGUUAAUGACUACAAAGAACUGAUGGACCAAUUUCAUCACGUGUCUGCUGCUUUUUUAGCGCUUGGAAAGAGAUAUCAAGAAGCAAUUGAAGAGAUAACUAGAAGGAUGGGUGCAGGGAUGGCAAAAUUUAUUUGCCAAGAGGUAGAAACAGUUGAGGACUACGAUGAAUACUGCCAUUAUGUUGCAGGAUUAGUUGGUUUGGGAUUGUCUCGACUCUUUCAUGCAGCUUCUCUUGAGGACUUGUCUCCAGAUUCCUUGUCCAAUUCAAUGGGAUUGUUUCUUCAGAAAACCAACAUUAUUAGAGAUUACUUGGAAGACAUAAAUGAAAUACCAAAAUCACGCAUGUUUUGGCCACGUGAAAUAUGGGACAAGUAUGCCAUCAAUCUUGAGGAUUUGAAAGAGGAAGAGCGGUCAAAGGAAGCUGUUCAAUGCCUUAAUGAAAUGAUAACUAAUGCACUAAGGCAUGCUACCGACUGCCUUAAGUACAUGGCAGCAUUACGUGAUCCAGCUAUAUUCCGAUUUUGUGCUAUCCCACAGAUCAUGGCUCUGGGAACGCUAGAAAUUUGUUAUAAUAAUGUAGAGGUAUUCAGAGGAGUUGUCAAGAUCCGGCGAGGUUUGACAGCCAAAAUAAUGGACAGGACCAAUGGUAUGGCUGAUGUGUAUGAGGCUUUUUUUGAUUAUUCUGGAAAAUUGGCAUCCAAGGUUCCAAAAGAUGAUCCCAAUGCUGAUGUGACAUUAAAAUACGUUGAUGACAUACAAAGGUCUUGCAUCGCCUCUGGCUUGCUAUCUAAAAGGAGGAGUUUAACUAUCGAUAGUAAAAAAGGACAUGAAGUAUUUCUGGCAAUUUGUGUACUUCUGUUGGCCGUUUUGCUUGCUAUUCUCACAUUCAAACUGUAAAUGUGGUGUGAAGAAGAUUUCUUGUAAUCAAAUUGUAAUUUUACUUUCAUUUUUGGCUUCCUUAUUGGGUUUUUCCCUCCUCUUCCAUUUUAUCCUUCAUGGGGUUGAUAGGAGGGGCUGCUGUUUUGUUCUGCUAGUAUUCGGAUUCCGCCAGGAUCAGUCCAGCUGACCGAUUGAGAGAAUGUGUGAGGGGUUUUACCAGAAUGAGCGAGUAAAUUAGUGACAGUUACUGAUAUGAGGGUUCUCUCCAUGCUCAUGUGGUUUUUUCACCCCUUAGGCCUGCCAAUCUCCCAUUAUCUGUUCAGCUUGUGCUUGAUCAUUUAUCUGCACUUUGCCCUGAAAUGCAAAUGGGCAAUUAUUUUUCUUCAGCCUAUGAGCUAUCUAUCUGGUUUAGACCAGACUGUGUACUUGUUAAUUUUGCAAUGUUCUUUUCAAAGUAGUCUUGCGCAUGUGACCUGAAGCGAAUGCCGUUUACUGAAAUUCAUUAUCUGGUAUGAAUGGUAGUCUUAUACAUAGGUUAUAUAGGUUAUAUGAGGUGCAGAUAAUUGAAAACAUUCAAAUCAUAACACACACACAUAUUAUUGUAAUUGUUAAAUACAGACAUAUAUUUCUGUUUGGAAGUUCAUGUGAUGUAUGAAUAUGCGGACUUUCUUUGAAAUA
This is a messenger RNA of Cryptomeria japonica (Japanese cedar), 2201 nucleotides long. Its product is annotated as squalene synthase 1. The transcript is spliced from 14 exons. The record is from RefSeq and is a predicted model, not a curated record. Gene Ontology annotation, biological process: farnesyl diphosphate metabolic process; lipid biosynthetic process. Gene Ontology annotation, molecular function: squalene synthase [NAD(P)H] activity. NCBI's taxonomy places the organism in Eukaryota, Viridiplantae, Streptophyta, Pinopsida, Cupressales, Cupressaceae. Gene Ontology annotation, cellular component: endoplasmic reticulum membrane. Bases 312 to 1541 code for a protein of 409 amino acids.